AUGACAUGUAGUGUCUGUCAUGUUAAGGGUCACAACAAAAGAGGUUGCCCUUUGAAAAGGAGUGAUGGAAUAAAUGUUCAACCUAACACUGGUUCAUCAACAAGCACUGCACAUGAUCAACCUAAAACUGCUUCAAAUCCAUCAGGUUUAGCAAGAGGAAGGGGCAGACCAAAAAAACCAACAACUAAAGCUGAGCCUGCUGCAAAGAGAGGGAUAGGUAGACCAAAGAGGUGCAAGAGGGGUGUAGGAAGGGAUGUUAAUCAUCCACUUGAAAGUUGGUUUACAUGUUCUCAAACAUCUGCUGGUUCUAGUUCAUCUGAUGCACCUAGUUCAGCUACUGCAAAUAGAGGAAAGGGAAAAGUUGUGGCAAGAACAACCCCAUAUAAAAGGCCAAGAGUGAUGGGCAUGGGUGUGUUUCAAGCCGAGAAUGGGGUCACAACUUUUAAUCCUGGGCUGCCAAGUCAGAGAAUUGUAUCUACUGGACCAAGAAAGAUAAUAAGAUUUGCUGAUGCAACUGGUGAUAUUUGUUUCAAACCAACAAGUGAACUGAAGUGGAAAGGAACUAAAUCAAUCACAACUAGAAGGCUUCAAGAGGUUAGAGAUCAAGCAAGGGCUACUGGUUCAAACAAUGCAAGUCAAAGUACCACUCCUUCAUUGCCAAGAGACCCAUGGAAUCUAUAAUGCUGAUAGUAAAUGUUGAUUUUG
Lycium ferocissimum is the source of this 705-nucleotide messenger RNA. RefSeq lists its product as uncharacterized. The record is from RefSeq and is a predicted model, not a curated record. Bases 1 to 681 code for a protein of 226 amino acids. The transcript has 4 exons. NCBI's taxonomy places the organism in Eukaryota, Viridiplantae, Streptophyta, Magnoliopsida, Solanales, Solanaceae.